AAUAAUUGAUAUACUAAACAACGAAACUAGUAGUGGUGGUACAUUAAUUAUUCAUGAAACUUUCUUAUUUUUCCAAAUAAACUGAUGGGGAGACAUUCAUGUUGUUACAAACAGAAACUGAGGAAAGGACUUUGGUCUCCUGAAGAAGAUGAGAAGCUUCUUCGUUACAUCACUAAGUAUGGUCAUGGUUGCUGGAGCUCUGUCCCUAAACAAGCUGGUUUGCAGAGAUGUGGAAAAAGCUGUAGAUUAAGAUGGAUAAAUUAUUUAAGACCAGAUUUGAAGAGAGGAGCAUUUUCUCAAGAUGAAGAAAAUCUCAUUAUUGAACUUCAUGCCGUUCUUGGCAAUAGGUGGUCUCAGAUAGCUGCACAGCUGCCUGGUAGAACCGACAAUGAAAUCAAGAAUCUUUGGAAUUCUUGUUUGAAGAAGAAAUUGAGGCUGAGAGGAAUUGACCCGGUUACACACAAGCUCUUAACCGAAAUCGAAACCGGUACAGAUGACAAACCCAAACCGGUUGAGAAGAGUCAACAGACCUACCUCGUUGAGACUGAUGGCUCCUCUAGUACCACUACUUGCAGUACUAACCAAAACAACAACACUGAUCAUCUUUAUACCGGGAAUUUCGGUUUUCAACGGUUAAGUCUAGAAAACGGUUCAAGAAUCGCAACCGGUUCCGACCUCGGCAUCUGGAUUCCCCAAACCGGAAGAAACCAUCAUCAUCAUGUCGAUGAAACCAUCCCUAGUGCAGUGGUGUUACCCGGUUCAAUGUUCUCUUCCAGUUUAACCGGUUACAGAUCAUCCAAUCUCGGUUUAAUUGAAUUGGAAAACUCAUUCUCUACCGGGCCAAUGAUGACAGACCAUCAGCAACUUCAAGAGAGUAACUAUAACAAUUCAACAUUCUUUGGAAAUGGGAAUCUGAAUUGGGGAAUAACAAUGGAGGAAAAUCAAAAUCCAUUCACAAUAUCGAAUAAUUCGUUACAGAAUCAUUCAAAUUCGUCGUUAUACAGUGAUAUAAAGUCAGAGACCAAUUUUUUUGGUACAGAGGCUACAAAUGUUGGUAUGUGGCCAUGUAACCAGCUCCAGCCUCAGCAACAUGCAUAUGGCCAUAUAUAAAUCUUCUUGUAUAUUUUAAGGUCACGAUUCACGAGAAAAUCAAUUCUUUUGCGAAAA
This is a messenger RNA of Arabidopsis arenosa, 1167 nucleotides long. The record is from the annotation of a GenBank genome assembly. NCBI's taxonomy places the organism in Eukaryota, Viridiplantae, Streptophyta, Magnoliopsida, Brassicales, Brassicaceae.